UGAGCUCACCGUUGACCCACACAAAGAAGCUGCAGCUGAUAAUGCAGCACUGUCAUGUUGGCCUGCGCCUGCAUGUGUUUGCAAACUCAAAGGAGAGCUCUGAGGGAUGGAAGGCAGGCGGAGCUGCGAUGUUGCAGAGACGGAGGACAUUUUUGGAAGAAUUUGAAGUUUGACAGGUUUUUUUUGGUCUCUCUUCAUUGCUGCAUGACUGUUCACCUGCUGAGGAAGGAAGGAAGACCUGCAGGACGGUUCAUUCAGGAGGGCAUCUUUGUCUCAACUUGAGCUGGGCGAAACAACAAGAGAAGCAACAUGGAGAAGUUUAAAGCAGCCAUGGUUCUCGGGGCUGUUGGCGACGCUUUGGGCUACAGGAAGGGUCGCUGGGAAAGCUGCGCCUCGGGCAAGAAGAUCCAAGAAGAGCUGGCCUCUCUGGGCGGACUGGAGUCCAUAAAGCUGGACCCUGAGAACUGGCCCCUGAGCGACGCAGUGCUGAUGCACAUGACCACAGCCGAGGCUCUCAUAACAGAUUACUGGUGUCUGGAGGACCUGUACAGGGAGGUGGUGCGCCUCUAUGUGGAAGCCAUGGUCUCUCUCCAGGGACGAGCUCCAGACCCGGCCACCGUGGAGCCCUGCGUCCACCUGAAACCUCACAUCUUCCUGCUCGCCUGGCACACACCCUUCAAUGAAAAGGGGUCUGGGUUCGGAGCAGCAGCCAAAGCCAUGUGCGUUGGUAUGAGAUACUGGCAGCCGGAGAGACUGGAUAACCUGGUGGAGGUCAGCAUUGAGAUAGGCAGAAUGACCCAUAACCACCCAACAGGCUUCCUUGGUUCCCUGACAACAGCAUUAUUUGCAUCCUUUGCAAUCCAGGGGAAACCUCUGGUGACUUGGGGCCGUGAGCUCAUGAGGGUCAUUCCCCGUGCAGAGGACUACUGCAGGAAGACGAUACGACACAUGGCAGAGUAUCAGGAAAACUGGUUUUACUUUGAGGCUAAGUGGCAGUUUUACCUCGAAGAACGACAGAUUGACAAGGACGGACACGACAAGCCAUCAUUCCCUGAAGGCUACGAUGCAGAGGAGACAGAUAAAAUGUACAAGCGUUGGAGCUCAGAGGGCCGUGCAGGGCGGCGAGGUCAUGAUGCUCCCAUGAUCGCCUACGAUGCACUUCUGGCUGCAGGCGGCGACUGGACAGAGCUGUGUAAACGAGCCAUGUUUCACGGAGGUGAGAGCGAAGCCACAGGCCUCAUCGCAGGCUGCCUCUACGGCCUCAUGAACGGCCUGGACCAGGUGCCUCAGAACCUGCACCGGGAUUUGGACAAGAGAGAACGCCUGGAGGAGCUGGGGGAGGCGCUCUACAAGGCGGCAUCUGCGGAGAAAUGCACAGAGAAGUAAUCCUGAUCUUCGCUGAGCUGAACUCUGCUGGCUAUGAGAGGAACUGAACAUGACACUUCCCUCCCUCAGUCCCUCAGAGUAGCUUUACGGGACAUGCUGUCCUCUUCUCACCUCUCACUCCUUGCUCGCUUUGAUUUUUUUUUUUUGUUGUUGUUCUUUUCUGUCCACUAUCCACAUAUCUGUCAGAACUUUUAUUAAAAAGUCAAAUUUCGUCUCACUGAAGAAUUAUAACUCGGAAAUAUAAAAAGAAAGGAACUGAAGUGACAUUUUCUCUUGAGUAACUCUCCCUCGUGAUUCACAUUUAAUCAGAAAUCUGGAUUUUACGCUGUUUGCUUAAAAGAUUGUUUUAUGCGACUCUCCAGUGACAGAGCUGUGGGGAAAGAAAAACGCUUCUGCUUUCUUAACAUUUAGUAACUUUGGGGGAAAAGCAAAGCAGAUCCUUCUUUUCUCUGACUUUUCUUCUGAAUCUAACUUUUGUUAACAUGAAGCACAAGGAGAAUGUGAUUAAAUCUAAUCUGCUUAUAGUUUGAGCAAACGCUGUCUGCAAAGGUUUGAGAAAACCUGCUCUUUCUGCAUCACUAAUUUCUCUUUGAAUGAAAAGAAAGAAACAAGAAUCAAAGACACAUUAUUACAUCAAACUUUUUCAUUUUUUUAAUUAACCUUUAUAUAUCCUUAGCAUAAAGGUGCGACUGGAAUGUGUUUAGAAUGAAUAAAACUGUUAUGAAUGUCGAGUUGGGAAACAGAUAUUAUGUUUCCUUUGACUCCAAUAAAGCCGGUCCUGUUACAGUGUUAAACCACAGAGAUGUUAAAAAAAA
Molecule: messenger RNA, 2201 nt
Organism: Fundulus heteroclitus (mummichog)
Lineage: Eukaryota; Metazoa; Chordata; Actinopteri; Cyprinodontiformes; Fundulidae
Gene: adprhl1
Product: ADP-ribosylhydrolase like 1
Exons: 7
Coding region: 310-1386 (358 amino acids)
Biological process (GO): protein de-ADP-ribosylation
Molecular function (GO): magnesium ion binding; ADP-ribosylarginine-[protein] hydrolase activity
Source: RefSeq, a predicted model, not a curated record